This is a messenger RNA of Haliotis rufescens (red abalone), 3968 nucleotides long. RefSeq lists its product as uncharacterized. The record is from RefSeq and is a predicted model, not a curated record. The transcript is spliced from 9 exons. Bases 350 to 1840 code for a protein of 496 amino acids. Lineage: Eukaryota; Metazoa; Mollusca; Gastropoda; Lepetellida; Haliotidae.
AUGAGAGCUGAAUAUGUUGGAUAAGUUUUUGUUCUAUACUUUAGGUGUUUAUUCCAAGUUACCACCUUGUUAUUGUAACCAGAUAUCCACACCAUUCUUGGAUUCUAAAGUAAUGCAUUUAUUAAAACAGUUAGCCUAUAGCCUUCACCUUCAUCGAGCACGGCGGGAUAACUGGUUGCAGUUAUCGUUCGCGUAGCAAGACAUUUUGAAUGCUUUUAACCGUUUAGGUAGACAGGAGCCCAGUCUUAUCGCUGGAAGCACAUGCGUCUCUCGUGCUAAGCUGCAAAUCACAUUUCUAGCGUAGCACCAAGACACUUUCGCGUCUAAAGAGUUAGAUUCGUUUUGUUGUAUGUUGCAUGCUGUUCCUGUUUGUUACUGUAACUUAUUUUGCAUACUAUUAUUCUUUUCAGCAACUGUUUUCUGCGUUUUUUCUCUCGUUUCAGGUCAGGACACGUUACAUCGACAACGUUUACCAGCAGUAAUGGCGAGUGGCAUUGUCUCAGUUAGCGGACUUCCUACGACACGACCAGAGCUUGGUGGACCAAGUACUCUUUCAGCUGUUUUGACUGGACCAUCUCGAGAUCCUGUAUUGGAGACUCUAAAUAAUUGCAACAGAGCCAUGCUUUUCUCUGCUAUGAUGGAUUCAGACCUUUUUAACAGCGGCUUUGUCUCCACAACUCAUAGACAACUCCCAGAAAUGGAAAGAAAAGUCUUAGACCUAGCUGCAGCUACAGAUGUUGUACAAGGCGUUUUCUACUCCAUUGCCUUUACACAGGGAAGUCAGAUGUUUGUGCGCUAUUUUGAAAGUGGAUGCUUCUCUGGAAUCAUGCCAUCCAUGUCCAGUGUUCUUCAGGAAUCGGAUUCAACAGUCACUCAACUUUUCCCAUAUAGAAUAUUCACCAAGCAAGACUUGGACAAGAAAGUUCUACAGCAGAAAAAGGCAGCAGCCUCUCGAAGCAAAAGCCGUGUGAAACAGAAUGGGCCUACUCAUGUACCGAAUAGACAACGCUACAGCCAGUAUUUCAACAGCAGAUACAGUGUAUGCAAAGUAGUGUUUGAUAAGUUGUCCAUGCCAGCGCAGUCUGAAGACAUAUCCAACAAGCUUCAGGUAUCAUCUGUAAUUUUCCACUGUGUCAAGAAAAAUGCAGAUGAAAAUCACAUACGUGACAGGCCUCUACACAUAUUUGGGCUUCAUCACCCUGACACGCUUUUGCAAGUUCUAAAGCAUCACAGAAUCCAUGGAAACCACGUUGUAGAUGACCCUGUGGACUUCAGCAGCUUGAAAGAAGAAAUAAAACCCAAAAGUGUUGAAGAAGAGUUCCACAUUUUGUCAUCAGUAUCAAACUAUCACUGGGACAAUGACCAGACAGCGAACUACAUGCAGUACUUUUCUACAUACAAUGAAGACACAAGGAAGUACCCUACCUCUUUAAGAAAUAAAAUCAUAUUUAACUUCAGAAUUGGAUGUCAAGAAAAGUAUACACAAAGUGUGAAGAUGCUUUCUGCUCAACAUGCUCAGGGAAACAGUGAAGACUCCACUCACUCAUCACAGACUACAUCCAUGCAGCCUCCACAGAAACGAAGACGAAUUGCGAACCGUGUGAGGAGAGUGACACCAGAAAACUUUGCCCUUUCUCUCAACCUAUCAGAACACAUAGUUACUCCUAAUGUUGCUCAACCAUCAUCGCUGUUUGACAACUUCUCAACACGUCUCAUUGAAGGUGGCACUAUUCUCUGGCAGUCUCAUUCCUUUACCAAGGAUGUGUUGAUUAUAAGUGACUAUUGUCCUGAAAGUGGAAAGUUCAAGCCCCAGUCAUACUGCAAAGUGACUGCUUCAUGAGGAGGAGGAUACAACACAUGUCCAGUGUUCUUGUUCUGUUUACAAGAUGCUGCUAAGCCAUGUACACGAAAGUGACAUUGAAAAUGAGGACACAGAAGAAACAUAUCUAGACACAUCAGGUGUUACAUGCAUGCAUGCCCGAUUUGUGAAAGAGUAUGUACUGCAAGAUUAUCACAAUCUCUUCAGUUCAGAAUUUCAACCUGUGUCUGACAAAGAUAAAAAGUUGAGGGAUUCAAUGUUGGUGCAAAAUCAGGAAAUAGUGCUGGUUGCAGAAUCUCCUCGUGUAACCAAAUAUUCAGUAAAAGGAAGAAAUGAAAGUGUUGAAUUUGUUCAUGUCAACAAUGAUAACUGGACUAUUUCAUGCCAAUCAGGACUUUGUUCUGUUGGAAAAUCUAAAACUGUAAAGAACUUAGAGGUAUCCCAAAGGCUCUGUCCACAUUUAUUGACAAUGAAAGAAAACCAACAACUCUGGAUUCCUUCAACAUCAACUGAGGAACUGACGAGCCCUUCUUCAUCUACAUUCACUGUAAAGUCAAACUUCAAUGUCGACACUGGCUUCUGGGACUUUGGAUCACUGAGUAAACAUAUUCCAACUCCUCAGAGUUGCCCAAAAUACAGGGAAAAUAUCCACUUGCAUGAAAAAUGGUGCUUUCAGCACCAAACAGAUGAAUCUGGUUUUGUCAGUAAUAUCUUGCUUUGUCCUGCACUACCAGAAAACUGUUCAUGUGGGGGCACCUACCAUGAUGUACAAACACCAGAUGGCAUUAACCUACUACAGCAGUACAGCACUCAAACAACACUUUACACCAGACUAGCCCCUAUUAAGGCAACUGUGUGCUACAGAAAGUGCAGUAAUGGCAAAUGUUUGCUGUAUUAUACAGGGGAAGAGGAAGGCAUUCACUUUAGGAGCAAAGAAACCGCCAUUGUUGAUGAACUCUGCCAUUGUUGAUGAACUCUGUCAUUGUUGAUGAACUCUGCCAUUGUUGAUGAACUCUGCCAUUGUUGAUGAACUCUGCCAUUGUUGAUGAACUCUGUCAUGACUUUUUGUAAAGAAAUUACAAGCUUUUCAAGUGACAGUGUCACAUUCACUGGUUACUGCAAAGAAAUGGAUCGUAUGUACAAGUCAAGACAAUGAAUCCAGUUUUAUGUCUCAGAGUACAUUUAACAACUGUUUUUUCUCCUGGGCAGCAAAUAUGAAGAUUGACUUCAGGAAGAUUGGAGAUCCAUUCUGUAUAUCUCCCGAAGUACUUGCAUGUGAUGGAACCCAUGUUGGUGUUGUGUUUCGCCAUAUCCGAGCAACACCAAUCGAAAGAUCAGAAUUAGAUGAGGAGAUACCUGUUGGUCCCAAACGAUUUGACAGAGUGUUCUUGCCUUAUUCACAGAACACAUGCAAGAGUGAGGUACAGAUUGCAAGGAUGCAUUUAAAACAUUUAGCAAAAGCCACACUCCAUACAGAACAUGAGGAUAUUUCACAGGAUACGAUUGAUGAAAGAAGUGAUGUAUUGAUUAGAGUAGCAUCUCAUCAGUGUAAGCAAGUUUUGCAGCACUUUGUGAGUGACAGUUAUGAUCAACACUUGAAAGAAGCUCUUGCCCCAUUAUUGAAACUUUUGGGUAGUGAUGCCUCUGUCUCAGCAGUCAUUCCCCCUCAUACAUUCCCCCUCAUAUGUGUGACAAACUCAAAAAAGCAUCAUAUAAUAUUUUGAACAAAUGCCAAUUAUCACUCAGUUUUAGAGAUGUCAAACUUAUUCGGCCCAAAAUACAUCAUCUUUUGCAGAGUUCUUACACCUCACAAUUUGCAGCUGAAAUACAUGAUUUCAUAGCGUACCUAGCAGACUAUGCAAAGAACUUACAUACACAUUUACCUGCUUACCAGGAUGCCCAUCCCAUCCCUAAAUCUUACAAUCCAGAAAGUGGUGUGGCAUAUCAUUUUACUGAAAGUGGAGAACAGGUUAGAAAACUCCCUAUCUACAACAUCAAAACUAAAAUUUAUGAUGACCUACCAGCAGCAGAUGAAAAAUGUAACAAGGACUUCCCUAGAGUCAGCACAAGUGGACACAGUAGUUUGUUUUUCUGGUUUUGUCCCAUUCAUGGUCAUUGUAUUGGGUUCCACAUAAUUCCUGAAUGCGAA